Molecule: messenger RNA, 936 nt
Organism: Ochotona princeps (American pika)
Lineage: Eukaryota; Metazoa; Chordata; Mammalia; Lagomorpha; Ochotonidae
Product: olfactory receptor 6F1
Exons: 1
Coding region: 1-936 (311 amino acids)
Biological process (GO): G protein-coupled receptor signaling pathway
Cellular component (GO): membrane
Molecular function (GO): olfactory receptor activity; G protein-coupled receptor activity
Source: RefSeq, a predicted model, not a curated record
AUGGAGAAUGAGACACUCACCCAGGACUUUGUCCUGUUGGGCUUCCCCGGGCCCCGGGGCCUGCAGCUGUCCCUCUUCUCCCUGUUCCUGGUGAUGUAUGUGCUCACGGUGGGCGGGAACAUGGCCAUCCUGGUGCUGGUGGGCAUUGCCCCGCAGCUGCGCACGCCCAUGUACUUCUUUCUGAGCAACCUGUCAUUCCUGGAGAUUUGGUACACCACAGCUGUGGUACCCAAAGCCCUGGCCGUGCUGCUGGGGAGCAGCCAGGCCAUCGGAUUCACCAGCUGCCUCCUGCAGAUGUACCUGGUCUUCUCCUUGGGCUGCACAGAAUACUUCCUGCUGGCCGUCAUGGCUUAUGACCGCUACCUGGCUGUCUGCUACCCUCCGCACUAUGGAGUCAUCAUGAACAGCCUGCUGUCCGUGCAGCUGGCCCUGGGCUCCUGGGCCUGUGGCUUCCUGGCCAUCGCCGUACCUGCCGCCCUCAUCGGCAGCCUCUCCUUCUGUGGGCCCCGCGCCAUCAAUCACUUCUUCUGCGACAUUGCGCCCUGGAUCGCACUGGCCUGCACCAGCACGCGAGCUGUGGAGGCUGCGGCCUUCGGGAUCGCCGUCGUGGUCAUCCUGAGCUCCUGCCUCAUCACCCUGGUCUCCUAUGUCUACAUCCUCAGCACCGUCCUCAGGAUUCCCUCGGCUGGUGGCCGCAGCAAGGCCUUCUCCACCUGCUCCUCACACCUCACCGUAGUCCUCCUGUGGUAUGGCUCCACCAUCUUCCUGCACGUGCGGACCUCCAUCAAGGACGCCCUGGACCUCAGCAAGGCUGUCCAUGUCCUCAACACAGUGGUCACCCCUGUCCUCAACCCCUUCAUCUAUACGCUCCGGAACCAGGAGGUGAGGGCCAGUCUGCUGAGAAGGCGGAAAGGGGGCCGAGUCCCCGCAGACUGA